This is a messenger RNA of Stereum hirsutum FP-91666 SS1, 1283 nucleotides long. RefSeq lists its product as uncharacterized. Lineage: Eukaryota; Fungi; Basidiomycota; Agaricomycetes; Russulales; Stereaceae. The transcript is spliced from 3 exons. Bases 57 to 1178 code for a protein of 373 amino acids. The record is from RefSeq and is a predicted model, not a curated record.
GUACAAAGGACGAGGACGUGAUUCAGACCACCUCCUAUUUCGCUCUUCUACUUGCCAUGGAGACCUUCGUUGGACCCUGCAACGAUAUCAUGACUACUCUCUUUGAUGUCUUUCCGAACUGUGCGGGAUCCGUGAACCCACAUGUACUCAACGGACUGGAGUACUAUUGGGAUGCGUCGGGGAUGCGACCAGAGGCACCUUGGGAGAAGCCUGAUUUAGACGAGGUGAGCAAGUUGAAGGAGACGCAGUGGCAGGAAAUAGACGAGGAAGAGGAGUCGAGAGUCCUGGAAUUCCUCGCGUGCCAGGCUGAUCUCGGAGAUUUCGAGUUGAGGCCGUAUGGGCUUGAGAUGGCUGCAUCGCUUGCCAUCAAACAUGGAAGGGAAGAUUUUUCGAGGGUUUUGCUUGAUGCGCUAGCCCGUCGUCUUCGCGACUCGGAUCAUCUUCUCGUGUGGGUUAUGGCCGCCAAAUGGAGGCCUCUAUGUCGCCCUAUCCUCGACGGCGCUAUCGCACGCUGGACAGGUCGCACUGCCGAGAUCGCACAAGAAGAAUCUGACAUAGUCUGUCAGACGUUGCGAGCCUGGCACGAACACAAUCAACAACGCAAAACCCACAGAGUCGCACAACGCCAGACCAUACACGGCCUCUCUUUCCCUCAACUCCUCGAACGUCUCGAAGGACGUAAAUCCGAAGAUCAGACAACGCUUCGCAAGGCUCCUACCUCUCAAUCCGAGAUCCAGGCAACUGAGGAACGUCUUGGAACCCAGCUUCCGGACGAUUACAAGGCAUUUAUGCUCGUUUCAAAUGGUCUCGACUUCAUUCCUAGCAUCAAUAAACCUGGCUUGCGCCCGUUGAGUGAUUUGAAGUGGCAGUCUGCGGAGGAGUUGGGGCUCGACGAAUUCAGAAUAGAGCUCGGAGAGGGGCUGGAUCCUGCGGAGGUGGAGAAGAUGCCGAGGAUGGGACGGUUGCUAAUGGUUUCUGCUGAAGACGACGAGGAGAUGUUGUGCUUGGUUGAACCGGUGCAGAUGGAUGCUGCUAAGAAGGGGUUGAACAGGGAACGUGGGCAGACGGAGAAAGACAAUACAUUUGGACAAUGGGGAUUAUUCUUUUGGGUGAACUGGAUGCCAAAUAUGUUGUGGCAUAGCAACUUCAGAGCGUAUUUGGAAUCGCUGGUUGCUUGAUCAUCCUGCAUGGCGCCCCUUUCUGUCCUGUUUCCAUCCACUCGAACGCGAAUUGUCAUGAGUGUGCUCGAUCUGCUGACCUAGGUUUGUGAUUAUGUAUUCCCG